Messenger RNA from Diaporthe batatas, 1098 nucleotides. RefSeq lists its product as uncharacterized. Bases 1 to 1098 code for a protein of 365 amino acids. The transcript has a single exon. The record is from RefSeq and is a predicted model, not a curated record. NCBI's taxonomy places the organism in Eukaryota, Fungi, Ascomycota, Sordariomycetes, Diaporthales, Diaporthaceae.
AUGGCAAAGAGAAAAGGGAAGAAGGCGAGAGAGAGGGCGCGCCUCUGGGCCACACGAAACCAGCAGAGGCAGGCAGGCCAUGACGCGCCCAACAAUCAGAACGAUUCUCGCGACCAAAUACAAGCACCACAUGCCAACAUGACCCCUGACGAUGCAUCGGAAGCGUCACUACGAGGUGGCCUUUUGGAACUAGCAGUCGAUCGCGGAAAGUUUACCUUCAAUCCAUCAACAAUCAACGCUCACGACGAAGGCGACCAGGACGUCACUCUGUUGGACAUUUCACCCGCCAAAACUGGGGAUGCCUACAACCCACUGUUUGGAGAGGUCUCGACUGUUGAAGCCCAUGGGAUUAACAUUUUCAAGGUCCAAACUGAGCCUCUUCGCUUGUCGACCGAGAAUGCCGAAACAGACCCAGACACACAGCGCAGCCUUGAGGAUGUCUUCACUGAAAAUCCAGGCAGCAGGCUCUCCGGUCUUGACGCAGAAACACUAGCCUUUGCAGGACAGGUUGUGAGGCAAGUUGUCUUGGAAGCAACUUACGAUUUCCUACAAAGAUGCAUUCCACGAGGAGAGCAGCACAAGGUGUGGGACUCCAUUCGCGGUCAAGACGACGGAAAACCUGAUGCCAAAUACUCAAUUGCCAUACCAGAAGGCACAAUGGACCUCAAGAACGGUGUGCGGUCUGUAUCACAACUGCUUGGCAACUGCAUCGACAUCCUCUCUCAAAAUAACCAAGUCACAGACCAAAAGACCCUCAAACUGUAUCUGGGCCGAGCCGUGACACUCUGCGAUGCGUUGAGUAAUGAAGAGAAAAAGCAAGCUUUGGCAAAGGCUGCCGACGAGCUCGACUGGCUCAUCUUGGGUCUCGACUGCAAGACCAUGGAGCUAUACCGUGUUGCCAACCGGCAGCUUGACAAGGUCAACAUGAGCUGUCCCAUCGCUGCAGAGCAGAACGGAGAGAACGCAGAAGGGGUACAUGUAGUACGACGAUGUGAGGAGCGAAAUAUGCUUCAGUCGAUGCAGCGGUCACAUGGGGAAGUCAAGGAGAAAUUUCGGAUCCGCUUCAUUGAAGCACUGCAGAGUCUGCUGGCGCUUUGA